AAAAGCUCGAAUCAAGCGAUAAAAACUUACGUGGUAUACAGCUUUAAAAGAUGUCCCCAUGAACAAAUAGUACUUUUUGACUUCUAAGAAUCUCAUGGUGAUUCACCGAACAUAAAGUACAGCUUUAUUCGAAAACAAUAGCCAUUGCUAUCAAAUCUGAAUCAUCUGAAAAGUAAUUCGUCAAGGCUUCUGAGAAUUUUUGGCGAUUACACUAAAAUAAAUAUGAAUACUUGCGCACAAGAAAAUGGAACAGUGUUAGCUAAAAUAAAAAUAAUAAAAGUUAAAAAUGCAGAGACUACAAUAAAUCCCGUUAGCAAAUUGAUAAACAAAAACCAAAACUGGUUGUGCGAAUUUUUGCAAAUUAAAGUAGCAAUUUGAAAUGCCAAAUCAGAAUUUGCAACGCAAAAUCACGAUUUUCGCAAUGCCACGCAUAAACCCGUGUCCGUGUUUUGCCACGUUGUACAAGUGUGUGUGUGUGUCUUGGCGCUCUUCUUCUUUGCCACGCAGCGACAUCGCCUCGAUUCGAAUUACCUUUGUUUUUGUUGGCAUUCUCCAUGUUUUUGUUGCUGCAUUUCGGUUUCGUGUUCCUUUUUUGGGCGUAUGUGUGUAUCAGAGGGGAGAGGGUCGUCGACGAGAGAGCGCGAAAGAGAGAGCCGGCACAAAAGACUAAAACAGCUGAGUGUAUCCUGUAAAUUGUUUAAAUUAAAAAUGUUGGACAAACAGUGAGUAAAAAACAGAAAUACACUUGUGAACCCCGAGAAACAACGAUCGAGGUGCGGGAAAGAGUAGCACAAGUAACGUAGUUUUUCCCAUUGAAAAACAGCAAAGACUAGGUUAAAGUUCCCCGGAAGAAGAGCCAACUGUUACCCUUAAAUGCCCGAUAAGAGUACCGCGAAACAAUAAACCAAAUCAAUAAAACACUAACAUUUGAAGACACGGGAAACCCAACAAUCCACCAUGUAUCGCAUCAGUCCAAUUGGACGCAAGUCGAACUUCCACUCGCGCGAGAAGUGUCUGAUUGGACUCGUCCUGGUAACGCUGUGCUUCCUCUGCUUCGGCGGGAUCUUCCUGCUGCCGGACAACUUCGGCAGCGACCGCGUCCGGCGCGUCUACAAGCACUUCCAGAAGGCCGGGCCGGAGAUCUUCAUCCCGGCCCCGCCCCUCGCCGGCCACGCCCCGCACCGCAGCGAGGAUCCGCACUUCAUCGGCGACCGCCAGCGCCUGGAGCAAAAGAUCCGGGCGGAACUGGGUGACAUGCUGGACGAGCCGCCGGCUGCCGGCGGCGGGGAGUCCGGCCAAUUCCAGGCCCUGCCCCAACAGGCCCAAGCUCCGGCUCCGGUCGAUCAGCAGGAGGACCAGGAGGAGGGGCAGCACGCCGCCAUUCCCGUCCUGGCCGCGCCGGUCCAGGGAGACAGGGCCGCCGCAGUCGCCAGCCAGGCGGCCUCAUCAGCGUCCCAUUCGCAGAGUCCCGCCCAGCACAGCCAGCAACAACUGCCCAUGGGAGGCGGGGGCAAUGACCAGGCGGCGGACACGCUGGACACCACGCUGGAGGAGCGACGUCAGAAGGUCAAAGAGAUGAUGGAGCACGCGUGGCACAACUACAAGUUGUAUGCGUGGGGCAAGAACGAGCUGCGUCCGCUGUCGCAGCGUCCGCAUUCAGCCAGUAUCUUCGGAGCCUACGACCUGGGGGCCACGAUUGUCGACGGCCUGGACACGCUGUACAUCAUGGGACUGGAGAAGGAGUACCGCGAGGGUCGCGACUGGAUCGAGCGGAAGUUCUCGCUGGACAACAUUAGUGCGGAGCUGAGUGUCUUCGAGACGAACAUUCGCUUCGUGGGCGGCAUGCUGACGCUGUACGCCUUCACGGGGGAUGCGCUGUACAAGGAGAAGGCCCAGCACGUCGCCGACAAGCUGCUGCCCGCCUUCCAGACGCCCACGGGGAUUCCCUACGCCCUGGUCAACACCAAGACCGGCGUGGCCAAGAACUACGGCUGGGCCUCGGGAGGCAGCUCCAUCCUGUCCGAGUUUGGCACCCUGCAUCUGGAGUUCGCCUACCUGAGCGACAUUACCGGCAACCCACUGUACCGGGAGCGCGUGCAGACCAUCCGCCAGGUGCUCAAGGAGAUCGAGAAGCCCAAGGGGCUGUACCCCAACUUCCUCAACCCCAAGACGGGCAAAUGGGGACAGCUUCACAUGUCCCUGGGCGCCCUGGGCGACAGCUACUACGAGUACUUGCUGAAGGCCUGGCUGCAAUCCGGCCAAACGGACGAGGAGGCCCGCGAGAUGUACGACGAGGCGAUGGUAGCCAUUCUGGACAAGAUGGUGCGAACCAGUCCCGGCGGACUGACCUACGUCUCCGACCUGAAGUUCGAUCGGCUGGAACACAAGAUGGACCAUUUGGCCUGCUUCUCAGGCGGCCUUUUCGCCCUGGGAGCUGCCACGCGUCAGAAUGACUAUACGGACAAGUACAUGGAGGUGGGCAAGGGCAUCACGAACACCUGCCACGAGAGCUACAUUCGAGCACCCACUCAGCUGGGUCCCGAGGCCUUCCGAUUCAGCGAGGCCGUGGAGGCGCGAGCACUGAGAUCGCAGGAGAAGUACUACAUCCUGCGGCCGGAGACCUUCGAGAGCUACUUUGUGCUGUGGCGCCUCACGCACGACCAGAAGUACCGCGACUGGGGCUGGGAGGCGGUGCUCGCCCUUGAAAAGCACUGCCGCACGCCGCACGGAUACUGCGGCCUGCGCAACGUCUACCAGCAGGAGCCGCAGAAGGACGACGUCCAGCAGAGCUUCUUCCUAGCCGAGACGCUCAAGUACCUGUACUUGCUGUUCUCGGACGACUCGGUGCUGCCGCUGGACGAGUGGGUGUUCAACACGGAGGCCCAUCCGCUGCCCAUCAAGGGGGCGAAUGCGUACUACAGGCAAGCCCCCGUAACGCUGCCCGCCUCGAACGCCUCGUAAGCGGGCUGGUUGCUGCCUCGCUGGCUCCUCGGCCUGCCCCUAGCAAUGCACCUUACUUAGCUCUCGAUAUUUGCAUACUUAUGCCGUGUACCACAUUGUAACUUUGUUUUUUUUUGCCUUUGGUUUAAGUUUUUAGUUUAGUGACGUUUACGUGAUGACGACAAGUGCGUACGAAAGAUAUUGCAUGUUUACAACACACACGCGACGCGAGAAACUUUCAAUGUAACAUAUUUAUGAAGCCUGCACAUAUAUAGGAACUUAAACUAAUGGAAAUAUCGUAGCUUAGUCCUUAACUGUUUGCACAAGUUUCUCCGAGUCUCUCUCUUUUUAUUUACCCCACGGGGUAUGUAACAAUCCAAAUAGAUGACAGAGGUUGACGCUGGGGAGACCUCAAUUUCCAUUUAAAGCGAAAGCAAAAGCGAACGAUGUAGACUUAGCCAACUCUCUUGAUAUUAACUAUGAUAUGCGAUAGGCGAUAUGCGAUAUAUGAUAUAUGUGUAAAUGUAAAACUCAGGUGUUCUUAUUAUGAUUUACCUUGCGCUCGAACAAGGCUCUUUCUCACUAACCAGCUACGUAACUAUCUCUACAAGCAUUCUAUAUCUCUGUGUGGAUUAGUGGAUUAGUGGAUUAAUGUAUAAACGGCCUCUUGGCGGGCAUUUCGAUAGGUCCAGAGACCUACUCCGCUGAUUUCCAAUUCGAAUCUUAGACCACUUUGUUUUGUAUAUAAUUUCUAUUGGCUUUCCUCGCAAAAUGAAGGCAGAAGAAAUCGAAUUGAUAUGUAUACAAUAUAUAUUCUUACACAAUACUGUUUACUUUGUAGCCUAAAUAUUUAAAGAUAAGUCUAAUAUAGAGUGUAGCUACUUUAUGUGACGAAACAAAUGUAACGCGAAUUACCUUAAAUCCAGAACAUCAAGCGAAACGAAAGCAAAUGAAAUAUAUAAAAAUGUACACCUAAAUAAAUAUAUAUUUGUAUUUAAUUAAAUCAAAUAAAACGUAGGCAAUUGUUAAAGUAAAUUAGUUAUACGAUGGCGCGAGCCGAAUGCGAAUGGUAAUUUAAUUUUUAACAGCUGUAAAGGUUUUUUAUAAUAAUAAUACCAAUAAUAAUCGUAUUUAUAAUUCUAUUUAUAACUGUAAUCCAUAGACUAAGCCACAAGCAUCGCAUGAUAAAUAAAAUAUAGAAGUUA
Molecule: messenger RNA, 4145 nt
Organism: Drosophila biarmipes
Lineage: Eukaryota; Metazoa; Arthropoda; Insecta; Diptera; Drosophilidae
Gene: alpha-Man-Ia
Product: mannosyl-oligosaccharide alpha-1,2-mannosidase IA
Exons: 7
Coding region: 958-2961 (667 amino acids)
Biological process (GO): N-glycan processing; carbohydrate metabolic process
Cellular component (GO): endoplasmic reticulum; Golgi membrane
Molecular function (GO): calcium ion binding; mannosyl-oligosaccharide 1,2-alpha-mannosidase activity
Source: RefSeq, a predicted model, not a curated record